Messenger RNA from Annulohypoxylon maeteangense, 432 nucleotides. RefSeq lists its product as uncharacterized. The record is from RefSeq and is a predicted model, not a curated record. The coding region runs from base 1 to 432 and encodes 143 amino acids. The transcript has a single exon. NCBI's taxonomy places the organism in Eukaryota, Fungi, Ascomycota, Sordariomycetes, Xylariales, Hypoxylaceae.
AUGCCAUCCGUCAAGAACCCCAACGGGCCCUCGAAAAACCGGCUCGUAGCGCGCGCAGCCAAAGCCCGCAAAGCGAACCAGAAGCGCGUAGCCGGGUCUUCGAACAAGAACAACCGAGUCGCAAAGGCAGACGAGAAGCGGGGUGCGCGAACGGGACUAUUACCGACGAGCGGGCCGAAUGCAGCAUUGAGCGCAAAAAAGAGGCGCAAGCUAGAGAAGAAGAUGGGGUAUGCGCUGAAGCGGAAGAUGGAGGCUGAUGGGGAGGUCGAGAUGAAGGGUAUGUAUGCGAUUGGUUCCCUGGUGUACGACGAGUGUAAAGGGGAGGAAGAGGAGAGAUUUGGGUUGCUGACUUUGGGUAUAGAUGUUUCUCAGGAAAAGACGAAGAAACCUGCGGAUGAGGACAUGGUGAUUGAUUCCGAGAAUAUCUCAUAG